GAUAAUCCGGAGGCCGUGGACGAGCGAGUCGAACGGGGACGUGAGGUUUAGGAGGCCACCUAAAUACUAGAUUAGCACCAUUUGACGAAUCGGCGACAAGUAAAAUUGCAAGAAGGUCGGAGUGGAUUUCAGUUGUCAUGAAGGAAGUCUGUCCUGCCACUGAACUACGAUGCGGGAGACUCACACGACGCCAGGAGCGCUAAACCUGAAAAUAACGUGACAAACUGAUGGCGCUUCGUCAGUCCACGCGAUGGCUCGCAGAGAAUGUAAGCUCGAAGCCGAUCCCUGUCAAGUCGAGUAUCGCUCUUUUACCACCCAUUCCAUUGUUCCGUCGAAUACUGCGUGAGCACCGACACUUGCCACUUGAAAUGCGCGCCUUGGGUGAUCCGUAUGUAAAAGAUGAAUUUCGGCGCCAUCGAGAUACAACAAAUCCUGUUCAUAUUAUGGGCUUCCUGUCUCAAUGGAAAAUGUAUCUUGACGCAUUAGCAGCUGAUCCAGGCGGAACAUUUAGGGGUAAGCCUCUGGAUCCAGUUUUAUUCGAAAAGAUGUCAGACGAGCAGCUCGGCCAACUGUAUGAGCUCAUGCAUGCUAGCAAGGACGUGUGGAAGCCUGCCUCUGGAGACUCGCUGGAGUAUGAUGAGGAGCUCCAAAAGACAAAGUCAUGACAUUCACACUUUAUGCCAUCGUACCAACCAAUAUAAUGCUUUGAUCAGAU
Messenger RNA from Cantharellus anzutake, 715 nucleotides. RefSeq lists its product as uncharacterized. The transcript has 4 exons. Gene Ontology annotation, biological process: mitochondrial respiratory chain complex II assembly; succinate metabolic process. Gene Ontology annotation, cellular component: mitochondrion; mitochondrial intermembrane space. Bases 228 to 665 code for a protein of 145 amino acids. The record is from RefSeq and is a predicted model, not a curated record. Lineage: Eukaryota; Fungi; Basidiomycota; Agaricomycetes; Cantharellales; Hydnaceae.